AUGACUUACAGCCCUCUCGUUGGGUCGCUCGUGUUGAUCCCGAACCAGGUCCAACAAGGCGACUCCAUCCCCGACAUCGACCUUUACGAGUACUCUCCCGGUAACAAGGUGAACCUCGCUAAAGAAUUGGCUGUGGGCAAAGACGUCAUUAAGGCGUUCCAGCAGCUUUUUCCCGGCUGCUCCGACUAUCAUGUCCCCGGUUAUAUCAACAGCAACCAGCUGAAAGAUGCCGGCGGAGCCUUCGUGGUCAGUGUCCACGAAGCCUUCGUUAUGAAGGCCUGGGGCAAGAGCUUAGACGAGCCAAAGAGCAGCGGCAUCCGAUUCCUUACUGACCCAGCUGGAGCAUUCACUCACGCUUGGGACGUAGAGCUGGAGGCGGCCAGGACCUGUGGAAACAAUCGAAGCAAACGAUCGGCUGUCCUCACCGAGAAUGGCAAGAUCUCAAAGACGUCUGUCGAACCUGAUGGCACCGGCAUCUCCAGUCUGGCCUUCCCUACAAUCUGUUCUGAAGAACGCUAA
This is a messenger RNA of Fonsecaea erecta, 519 nucleotides long. RefSeq lists its product as hypothetical. Bases 1 to 519 code for a protein of 172 amino acids. The record is from RefSeq and is a predicted model, not a curated record. Gene Ontology annotation, cellular component: peroxisome; cytosol; mitochondrion. Gene Ontology annotation, biological process: hydrogen peroxide catabolic process; cell redox homeostasis; cellular response to oxidative stress. Lineage: Eukaryota; Fungi; Ascomycota; Eurotiomycetes; Chaetothyriales; Herpotrichiellaceae. The transcript is spliced from 2 exons. Gene Ontology annotation, molecular function: thioredoxin peroxidase activity.